This is a messenger RNA of Mus caroli (Ryukyu mouse), 4314 nucleotides long. It is a transcript of the gene Myorg, whose product is annotated as myogenesis regulating glycosidase. Gene Ontology annotation, biological process: carbohydrate metabolic process; skeletal muscle fiber development. The record is from RefSeq and is a predicted model, not a curated record. NCBI's taxonomy places the organism in Eukaryota, Metazoa, Chordata, Mammalia, Rodentia, Muridae. Gene Ontology annotation, molecular function: hydrolase activity, hydrolyzing O-glycosyl compounds.
GGCAGCAACCCGCAGGGCUGUGGCUGAUCAACUCCUGCUAGCGUGGAGAGAUCAGCCAGAGGACCCUUCUCCCUUUCUUCCGUGUGGCGGUCACUGAGGGACAACAGCUCGCAGUGUUGCUGGUAUUGGAUGCUAUGGGAUCAUUUGGAAGAACAUGGUGAGGCCCAACGAGAGUUCUCACCAAUUUGGCAAGCAUUGGGGCCUGAGAGAAACGAGAACUUCAGCCCGACAGAUUCAGAUGGGCCCCGGUGUGGUGGUUCCUUCCUUCGCUAGGAACUGAUGCCCCAGAACCUUCAGGAGACGAGCCAGGCCUAUCCCCGACAUCGACCUGGUAGCCACGCAGGCCCUAAAAGUCUCAAAGUUACCCCACGAGCAACCAUGUACACUUUCCUGCCUGACAAUUUUUCACCUGCCAAACCCAAGCCCACUAAAGAGCUGAGACCUCUGCUGUGCUCCGCAGUACUGGGACUGCUGCUGGUGCUCGCCGCAGUUGUGGCCUGGUGCUACUACAGCGCCUCGCUACGCAAAGCUGAACGCCUGCGCGCGGAGCUGCUGGACCUGAACCGUGGCGGCUUCUCCAUCCGUAACCAGAAGGGUGAGCAAGUCUUCCGCCUGGCCUUCCGUUCCGGUGCUCUAGAUCUUGACUCCUGCAGCCGGGAUGGUGCGCUGCUUGGCUGCUCCCGAGCGGCCGACGGACGCCCGUUGCACUUCUUUAUUCAGACAGUACGACCUAAGGACACUGUAAUGUGCUACCGCGUGCGCUGGGAGGAAGUUGUGCCAGGGCGUGCUGUGGAGCACGCGAUGUUUCUGGGAGAUGCUGCGGCGCACUGGUAUGGCGGCGCAGAGAUGAGGACGCAACACUGGCCCAUCCGCCUAGAUGGCCAGCAAGAACCGCAGCCAUUUGUCACGAGCGACGUCUACUCGUCUGACGCCGCAUUCGGGGGCAUCCUUGAGCGCUACUGGUUAUCUUCACGCGCGGCUGCCAUCAAAGUCAAUGAUUCAGUGCCCUUCCACCUGGGCUGGAACAGCACGGAGCGUUCGAUGAGACUGCAGGCACGCUACCACGACACAUCUUACAAGCCACCAGCUGGCCGUACUGCCGCGCCAGAGCUCAGCUACCGCGUGUGCGUGGGCUCAGACGUCACCUCCAUCCACAAGUACAUGGUUCGACGUUACUUCAACAAGCCAUCCAGGGUACCAGCGUCAGAGGCCUUCCGAGACCCCAUUUGGUCCACGUGGGCACUGUAUGGGCGCGCUGUGGACCAGAACAAGGUGCUGCAAUUCGCCCAGCAGAUCCGCCAGUACCGCUUCAACAGCAGCCACCUGGAAAUCGAUGACAUGUACACGCCCGCCUAUGGCGACUUUAAUUUCGACGAGGGCAAGUUUCCCAAUGCCAGUGACAUGUUCCGCCGCCUGCGAGAUGCCGGCUUCCGCGUCACACUUUGGGUGCAUCCGUUUGUCAACUAUAACUCGUCCAGAUUCGGCGAAGGUGUGGAGCGCGAGCUGUUCGUGCGCGAGCCCACGGGCCGGCUGCCCGCGCUGGUGCGCUGGUGGAACGGCAUUGGCGCAGUGCUGGACUUCACGCACCCAGAGGCCCGAGAGUGGUUUCAGGGACACCUACGGCGCCUGCGCUUGCGCUACAACGUGACCUCCUUUAAGUUCGACGCGGGUGAGGUCAGCUACCUGCCCCGGGACUUCAGCACCUACAGGCCUCUGUCUGACCCCAGUGUGUGGAGCAGGCGGUACACCGAGAUGGCGGAGCCCUUCUUCUCGCUAGCCGAGGUCCGCGUGGGGUACCAGUCACAGAACAUCUCCUGCUUCUUCCGUCUAGUGGACCGCGACUCGGUAUGGGGCUACGACCUGGGGCUGCGCUCUCUUAUCCCUGCGGUGCUCACCGUCAGUAUGCUGGGCUAUCCGUUCAUCUUGCCCGAUAUGAUAGGUGGCAACGCGGUGCCGGAGCGCACAGCCGGCCGCCAAGAUGGGCCGGGGCCAGAGCGCGAGCUCUACGUGCGCUGGCUGGAGGUGGCCGCCUUCAUGCCUGCCAUGCAGUUUUCAAUCCCUCCUUGGCAGUACGACGCAGAAGUGGUAGCCAUCGCACACAAAUUCGCUGCUCUGCGCGCCUCCCUCGUGGCGCCACUGUUGCUCGAGCUUGCUGGUGAGAUUACGGACACUGGCGACCCCAUCGUGCGCCCCCUGUGGUGGAUCGCACCGGGGGAUGAAACGGCUCAUCGCAUUGACUCACAGUUUCUCAUCGGGGACACGCUGUUGGUGGCGCCCGUACUAGAGCCUGGCAAGCAAGAGCGUGAUGUCUACCUGCCUGCCGGCAAAUGGCGAAGCUACAAGGGUGAGCUUUUUGACAAGACGCCGGUGCUGCUCACGGAUUACCCUGUCGACUUGGAUGAGGUCGCCUAUUUCACCUGGGCUUCCUGACCCAGCUCAGAACCUAGGAAUCCCACAGCCCUAACCCCAGCCUUCAUACAGACUUUUAAUCCUCUCCCACAUGCGAAUGGUGAACCCUCAGGAAGACCCACCUCUAUACCAUCUAGGAAGUGAGCACUGACUUUAAAGCGCUCCAGCCAACAGCUGUAAGUGAGACCCGGGAGGGGAGGAACUGCACCAGCGCACAAUCCUAAGAGCCCCGGCUCCUUGCCCAUUCACUUCAGUCUGCAGAAAGCCUCUGCCCUGGGUUGUCAGCCAGAGAAAGGAGAGGUCAAAGGUCUGUUCUUUCUGUUACACAGGGUCUGGUUUUAAAAGUAGAGGGAAACCUCUUCUCCCCUGGUCUUUGUAGCCAUCUUUGUCCUCUGAAAUGAGGAACCAAUCCUCUUAAAAGUUCCCAGAUAGUUUUCUACCAUAUUUAGAAAGUGUACCUUUAGCCCAGAAGUGGUGGCACACGCCUUUAAUUCCAGCACUCAGGAGGCAGAGGCAGGUGGAUCUUCGAGAUCAAGGCCAGCCUGGUCUACAGAGUGAGUUCCAGGACAGCAGAGAAACCCUUCGCUCUACAAAAACGAAGGAAGGAAGGAAGGAAGGAAGAAAAAAAAAGGAAGAAGACAAAGUGUACCUCCUUGAUGACAGCAGCUAGGCCAUGAGUUCCCAACACACAGUGAUUGACCUUGUCCCACUCCAUUGGGGAAGAAAAGAUACAGAUGUUUGGUUUGGCCAGCUGACAAGGAAGCAGUCCAUAGGAGAGUUGGGCUCAGCCUGAACUAGUUGUCUGUGAAAAGACUCCUAACGUUGCGUUAACAUAUUUGUAUAUAUACUGGUCUCAACUUUGGAUCUAGACCUGGGGCCAGAUGUGUCUAGUGGAUAGACUUGCAGGGCCAUGCAGGCCGGACUCGUUGCCUUAAUUCAAGAACCUGUGUCUAUGUGUAUGUACCCAUACUUCUGUCAGAGAGGGAGAGAGACAGAGAGAGAGAGAGAAAGAGACCCACCAUGGGUCUUUGAUGCUAGAUAAGCCUAGAGGGAAGAUAUAGGGGCAGGAUCAAGGCUUUGUUUGAUCAUUGACCUAGCCCCUCCCCCCUCAGGUAGAUUCCCUAGGACAAUGCCAAACCCAGUUUAAGAGAGUCGGGCUGAGGAACUGACUCGGGGAAAGCAAGCCCAAGUUCAACCUAACUCCUGCUAUAAAUGGAGAGAACUGUAGCAAAUGAACAGCCCUUUAAGAUUACCCAGCUGCCUCGCUGCACACACACACACACACACUCGAGUGCUUGCACUCUGAGUGAAGCCUUAGUGGAAAAACCAUGUUCUAAUUCUGGGCCGAGAUGUGCUUGGCACAUGAAUGACAUUACACACUGAUGCCUGCCAACACACGCAUGGGGGUAAGGGCUUUCAUCUCAGUAAUUCUCUUGUUCUAAGGAGAUCAGCUCCAACUAUGGUGAGGUGAGUUUUUCCUGACUUGGAGGCUUGCCAGAGAAGGUGGAGAACGAAGUAGAUAGAACUCAGCUUCCCUCUCAGAGCCUGUGCCCGAAUCUUUAAUGUUCUCUGGGUGAAAGGUCCUGGGGAGAGCUUUGGGGCUCCCCCGAUGCCCAUCUCCAAUGCCAAUUCUUUGGUUUCUUCUUCUUGGCAGUAUUGAAGCUAGAACUCAGGGCCCCGAAUACUAAGCAAGCAUUCUUCUGGGGAGCCAUAUUCGCAGUCUUCGUUUGUCAGUCAGCUGGGUGACCUUGAAUAAGCUGCUGCUUACCCCACUGAGCCUCAGUUUUUUUCUAUGUGAGAGUGAUGUAAAACCUACCUCUGAGGUCAUAUAAUAAUAAGCACAGACGUGUGGAAAGUGCCUGACACAAAGUAGGUGCUCAAUAAAAGAGAGCUAUUGGAGUAAUA